This is a messenger RNA of Cantharellus anzutake, 282 nucleotides long. RefSeq lists its product as uncharacterized. NCBI's taxonomy places the organism in Eukaryota, Fungi, Basidiomycota, Agaricomycetes, Cantharellales, Hydnaceae. The transcript is spliced from 3 exons. The coding region runs from base 1 to 282 and encodes 93 amino acids. The record is from RefSeq and is a predicted model, not a curated record.
AUGACCAAAGGUCGCGUCAUUCUUAAGGCCUCUGUUGGAGAGAUAGAGAUCGAAUUCUGGUCAAAAGAGACUCCUAAGGCGUGCGGGGAGCAACCGGUAAUAUAUCCACCGAAGAUAAAAUCCAUUCGGAUUGUUGAUAAUCCAUUUGAUGACAUUGUGCCCCGCAUAGAGGCAGCGGAGAAACGAGUGCAGCAGCUGGCCAGAGAGGAGGCGCCAAAGAAGCGGGAGGAGGCUGCAAGGCGGAAGAGCGCAAAAGGUCGAUCUACUCUGUACUCUGAAUGA